AUGUGCCAAGUCUUCAUCUACAAGCACGUCAAGUGCAAGUGCAUUUGGGGCGAGAUCGCCAUCCCCUGCGGCCCCGGCAUGGGCUACACGACAUGCGGACAAUUCGGCAGCGGCAUCGCCAAGAAGCCUCUGCGGCUCCAGAUGGCGGACAAGCGGCCGUGUCCGACACACGACCUGUACGGGCUGUAUGACCGCAACCAGGCGCGGGUGAUCAAGAAGAUCUCGCACGGUAUCAAGAUCGGGACGGGGCCGAGUAAGCAGGACGCCGGGAUCGAGGUCGCCUGCUGCGCUGUCAUGUGAAGGACGGUGGUUGACGGAUAUUAUUUGAGGCGAAAAUGCAAUGCAAGAGACGAAAGGAGGCACGUGGGAAGGGUCGAGGUGGUCUGGGGUGGGGUGGAGUUGCCAAGAUGGGUAAGUGAAGCUGGUGACUGGGGGGGAGGUUGAGGCGCAGAUGG
Messenger RNA from Colletotrichum phormii, 455 nucleotides. RefSeq lists its product as uncharacterized. The record is from RefSeq and is a predicted model, not a curated record. The transcript has a single exon. The coding region runs from base 1 to 300 and encodes 99 amino acids. NCBI's taxonomy places the organism in Eukaryota, Fungi, Ascomycota, Sordariomycetes, Glomerellales, Glomerellaceae.